GUUUCUUUCUCAUGCUCACUUCCCCAACUACAUAAUACUAAACCUAUCAGCACCACCAGAAACCAUGCACAUAAAGUCUUUAGACGAUUCUACAUACUCGGAGUGACGCUGCCGUUUUCAUAAUUGAUCCUUCGCUGCUCUUGCACGCUGUGCCAAGCCGCUCUCGACGAUGGGCCAACAAUCGUCUGUGGCUCGCCACGGCAGCAGAGAAACAGAUCGACUACUCCCUUUGGGUCCUGACGACAUAGAUCAUGAUGGCUGCUUCCCUCCUCACUCGGCCCGGGAUCCGUGCCCAGCAAACCCUUAUGCUAAUCUACCUGUCUAUACGACGAUUCAUCGGAUACGACGGGAUAUUAUAGAAGCUAUUGAUGAUCCAUACAGCAUUGAGCAGCUUCGCGAUCCACGCAUGAACAUGUCCGUGGUCAGACCGCUGGUAGACAAGCUCUACGAGGCAAACGAUGUCUCUAUGGUAUACUGUCUCUUAGUGAACCGUGCUCGCUUCCAGAGGGAGCAGCUGUCUCAAGCCCACCAGCAAAGUGUCUGUGCAACUCGCGCUAUCUUAUGCGAGCUACUAGCCAACAGGAUUCUAAGACGUUUUCAUGAGGAUAAUACAGGCACACGGGGAUUAUUGCUGUUGGCUCAAAUUCUCGUGGGCGGUUUUGACCCGUUCCAGGGCGCUCCUGCUGAAAUUGUCGAGGAAGGCAACCAUGUCCCAUGGACAAGUCAUACAAGAACGGGUGCUAAACGCAAACUUCCGGCUCUCGAGAUUGCCAUAAUAUCUGAGAGCAAGGUAUUUCUCAGCUCCUCAGCGUGCCAAAAGGUUGUAAACGCCAUUUAUGAGGGACGAGUGAUUUAUACACCCACGUCGUUUAUCGAUAUCUUGCCAGACCACUACAAGCAAAAGCCUAUCUCGUUAUACAAUCCAAGAAAAGCGCCUCUUCUCAAUCAAUACCGACUCAUUGUGCCAAGGACGAGGAGUAUCCUAGAGAUCUGUCAAUUUGUGGUACUGCUAGCGUUGUUCUUAUUUGUGAUGGUAGACCGCAACCCGUCCACCUUCGGAUUCUUUGAAGGAUUGUUCAUAAUCUAUACCCUAGGGUGGGUAUUAGAUCAAUUUGUGAGUAUGUUAGAGCAUGGCUGGCAUGUGUACACGCAGAAUCUUUGGUCAUUUCUGGAUGUGACCUUCUCAGCCGUUUUCGCCGUGUAUCUUGUCCUGCGUUUAUAUGGCUGGCGGACUGAUGAGCCUGAACAAGGCCAGCAGGCGAUGGAUGUUCUUGCCAUGGGUGCCCCCGUUCUAGUCCCGCGGUUGGCCUUCAACUUGAUGUCCGAGAACAUGCUGUUUGUCUCUCUGCGUGCGAUGAUGAAGGACUUUACUGUCCUUACGUUGCUAGCUGUGUGGUGUUUUGCCGGCUUCCUUCUCUCAAUGACAUGGUUGAGUGACGGCACCCACGAGCCCAUUACUAUCUCAAAGUGGAUGUUAUGGGUCUGGUUCGGCUUAGAUGGGACGGGAAUACAACGCUCCGUUGAUUUUCAUUGGCUACUGGGACCAAUACUUAUGGUUGCGUUCGCAUUCCUAGGCAAUACCCUCUUCUUGACUAUCCUGGUCUCUAUGCUCAGCACUACUUUCUCGACCAUCGUUGCGAACGCUACAGCCGAGAUACAAUUCAGGCGCGCUGUUCUCACCUUGGAAGGUGUAAAGUCAGACGCAAUAUUUGCCUACCAGCCACCCUUCAAUCUUCUCGCUUUGGUGGUCCUUCUGCCUCUCAAAUUUGCUUUAACUCCUCGUUGGUUCCACAAAAUCAACGUAGCAGCAGUUCGAGCCCUGAACGCUCCACUCCUGCUUCUUAUCGCCAUCAUUGAACGACGGACAUUGUGGUCAGGUACUCCGCGUUUCCGUGAUGUCGAGCAAUUACCUAAAUCGCCUGUCCGUCCUAGCCUAUGGCGACUUUCUAGAGGUUUCUCUGUACAUGGAGACAUCCAAACCGUCUUUGAUGUCGAGCCACCACCGUCAAUCGAACAAGAAAUUGCCAAUGAAGACGACCUUGGCCACCAUUCGCUGGAGAAUGACUUUGAGAGAGAGUUUGGCCCCGAAAUGGGAGUGAAGAGAACGAGAACCAAUACGUCAAAGAGCAGAAGAGACUCGGUUGCCCCGUUCGCCGGAAUCACCGGUAGAUUAAGGGAUCUCCUUAUAGAAGGUAGCGAAGACGGCGAUGGCGAUAUUACAAUCAAGAAGAGGCUGGAGGCUCUGGAAGAGGCUACGGCGAGGAUUGAGGGCAUGCUAGGAAGAUUGUGUGAGGAACUCGACGACAGCUCAGGGAAAAGUGAUAUUGUCCAAGGCAAAGAGACAGGUACUAUGGAUGACCUCGACGUGAGUGGGACAGCAGACAUUGAUGACUAAGUGUAUCUACUGUACGGGCUGCCUUUAUGUACUGUGAAUUUCGUGUAGCAUUUAGUUUCAGAGAAUCAAAAAGAUCAAGGAGAGGCUGGACAUUGAGGGCAAAGUCGAUACUUGGGAUGCUUGUGUUCGUACUCCCCAAAAAUUUGUAUUCGUCACCU
This is a messenger RNA of Mollisia scopiformis, 2553 nucleotides long. RefSeq lists its product as uncharacterized. The transcript is spliced from 9 exons. NCBI's taxonomy places the organism in Eukaryota, Fungi, Ascomycota, Leotiomycetes, Helotiales, Mollisiaceae. The record is from RefSeq and is a predicted model, not a curated record. Bases 170 to 2395 code for a protein of 741 amino acids.